CCUCAAAACUUCAACCCUGCGGAUUUCUAUAUUCACACCCUGGCGGUGGUUCCUAGCCGUGAGCAGGAAUGUAAACUGACAGUAAAGAAAAUAUCAGAUGCGUUUUGAGACUUCAUCUCACCAUGCAGCGAUCAAGGAUACGAUUGCAACUGAGAAUGCAAACCCAUCGAUCAUUGAUUUUGGUGAAACCUUGGCACACAAAUCCCCGUACAAGGCCAGCUGGUUGUCACAGUUCUCCACAUUGUUACAACGAUCCUUCGUUAGUAUCAUGAGAGAGCCACUUGUCGUGAAAGUGAGAACAUUUCAGACUGUGUUUGUUGCACUGUUGCUGGGGCUAGUCUACCUGCAACAGGAUCUAGACCAGGAGGGCAUUCAAAACAUCACUGGUGUUCUUUUCCUCUUCUGCACGAACAUGACAUUUCAAAACUUGUUUGCCGUCAUCAAUGUUUUCUGUGAAGAAAGUCUGGUAUUUAUGAGAGAGCACUUCAAUGGGUGCUAUAGAGUUGACACAUACUACCUGAGCAAGAUGAUCGCUGAGGUACCAUUCUUCAUCUUCAUUCCUAUGCUGUUCACUUUGAUUUUAUACUGGAUGAUUGGUCUGUAUUCGAGUGCUAGUGCUUUCUUCACCUGCAUGGCUCUUGUGGUGCUUGUGACGAAUGUAGCAACAUCGUUUGGAUACAUGAUAUCUUGUAUAUCCGUCGACCCCCAGCUGACCUUUACUGUAGCAUCGCCCCUGCUAAUUCCACUUCUGAUCUUUGGCGGCUACUACUUAAAUGCAGAGUCAAUUCCAGUCUAUUUUAUAUGGCUUCAGUACUUGUCCUGGUUCAAAUAUGCCAAUGAAGCGCUGAACAUCAACCAGUGGAUAAACAUUGAUAGCAUAGAAUGUGGAACAAACAACAGAUCAUGCAUUAGAACGGGAGAGGAAGUGCUUGACCAAUUCAACUUCAAGAAGGAUAACAUGGGUUUCGACAUCGGCUUGCUGUUCGUGCUGAUAUUUGGCUACAGGCUGAUUGGAUACCUUUUGCUCUUGCUGCGGACCAGAAAAUCCAACUAACCUCCGUGCUCAGAACGCCGGCAGGCAGCCCAACCAGGCAGCGCCCCGCGAUCAGUAACCAGACAGACUAUUUCACGUAUAGCUAGCUAGUUAGCUAACAGUGAGUCUGACUCACUCGUAAAUGGAUGAUGAAUAAAUGAAAUGUGUAAUUGCAUUUGUGUGGAUGUGAAACAUCUAUCGUUAGCAGCGAAACUAUGCAGGGCCUUUAACGCACGUGUCAUUCUGCGUCCAUCUAAAUGAUGUCAAUUACACGAAUUUUCUGCGUUUAUUAAAAUCUGAUGCAAUGUAGUAAGAAUCAUGCGAUUCGAUCCCCUGCGGUUCGUGGCGCGAAAUGGUUGAACAGUGAGUAUGACGUGGUAGUUUAAUGUAGAGUGUGUUUUGAUGUCGUAUGAUUCUUUGUGUGCCGCCAUGCCAUUAUGAUCACGUUCAGUGAUUCGACACGCGGCAUUUUGCCCGACCAUUUAGCUGUCACAUCUACAAAAGAACUGGAAAUACGCCGGUUCGGAAACAGCAAGAGUUAAUGUGUUAGUUUUGUGCGUGCACUUACCAAACUAUGCAGAGUAAGGGGCAGCAUUGUUUCCGUUACUGACACCGAAAUCACGUGGAAGUCUUACAAUUUACUAGUUUAGAAAGUAGACAUGAAAUUUCCGUUUGCCUAUCGAUCUGUAUUCUGAAAUAGUAUUGUGAUAAGUGUAUUAAUUACGCAGACAAUAAGUGAAAGUAAAAUUGCAUAUUGAGAUCUGUACGCGGCAACGUUUCUGUAUUGUUAGUGCAUUAGGGCAUUAGUUAGUGUACGUUGCUAUCCAUUGGUCACAGCCUAUAGUUUGGUUCUAUAGUCUUCAUAGUCUAUUUAUCUGAUUGUUGAAAUAGCAGAUGAAAUGUUAUUUAUGUGUACUAUGAAUUAAAAUGUCCUAUUGACAUUUCUAAACGUGAUACUUUAAUAUAAUGUCGAAUUUUGUUACCAAUCAAAAUACCACCUGUAACUGUUUGAUAGUCAGUCACUAUAUCCCGUAUAUAUUAUUAUUGUUGCAUGUUGCGCCUACUUUAUUGUACGUAUAACAAUAAUUGUUUUGAUAUCUGUGAAAUAGUAUAAUUUUAUAUACAUGAAUGCACGAAUUAAUAUAAUGUAUAAUAAAUCGUCAUGAA
Messenger RNA from Priapulus caudatus, 2200 nucleotides. RefSeq names its product protein white-like. The record is from RefSeq and is a predicted model, not a curated record. Gene Ontology annotation, cellular component: plasma membrane. Gene Ontology annotation, molecular function: ATP binding; ABC-type transporter activity; ATP hydrolysis activity. NCBI's taxonomy places the organism in Eukaryota, Metazoa, Priapulida, Priapulimorpha, Priapulimorphida, Priapulidae. The transcript is spliced from 12 exons. The coding region runs from base 98 to 1054 and encodes 318 amino acids.